This is a messenger RNA of Oppiella nova, 2025 nucleotides long. The record is from the annotation of a GenBank genome assembly. Lineage: Eukaryota; Metazoa; Arthropoda; Arachnida; Sarcoptiformes; Oppiidae.
AUGUCAAAACUUAAUGUAAAGCCAAAACCUGUGGGCACUUCGCCUACCACUCGUACUUCUACACCCCCUCCUACCCCCUCUCCUACGCUCACUCCUAAUACACCCACACCCGCAAGCCUUCCCCCUAAUGAUAAUCGGGUGAAUCAGUCGCCGGCGUCCAAAUCAAUUUCAAUCUCAUGGCACGCUAUACGAGUAUUAAGUCGAGUGUCCAAAAGGUUUUACGAUUGCCGUAAGACUCAGGAGGAGCCCAUAGAUAUCUUGAAGAAUGUUUCGGGAGAAGCAAAGGCGGGCCAACUGUUGGCAAUAAUGGGCUCGAGUGGGGCUGGGAAGACAACUCUACUGAAUGUGUUGAACGCAAGGAAUUUGUCUAAAUUGACGGUCAAAGGCACCGUUCGUCUCAAUGGACAGGUAGUUGACGCCAAUGCCAUCACUGUGGUGUCAGCCUAUGUUCAACAACAGGAUCUGUUCGUACCAUUGCUUACAGUUAGGGAACACCUUAAGUUUCAUUCAUUAUUGCGAAUGAAUCCAAAUUUGACUAAAAAGGAGAGACAGGAUCGAGUGAAUCAAGUCAUACUUGAGUUCAGUUUAACUAAAUGUGCGGACACUCGGAUCGGAAGCAGUACUACAUUUAAGGGCAUAUCUGGGGGUGAAUCCAAACGACUGGCCUUUGCAUCGGAGAUAUUGACAAACCCGUCGAUAAUUGAUGAGCCGACCAGUGGUUUGGACUCAUUUAUGGCCGAAAACAUAGUUCAAGUGCUGAAGUCUAUGGCAUCGAAGAGUCGCACCGUUAUCUGUACUAUACAUCAGCCCUCGUCUCAAGUAUUUAAACUCUUUGAGCAGUUAUUAUUAUUGGCCGACGGAAGGGUAGCCUACAUGGGAAAGACUGAUGAAGCCAUGAAUUACUUCUCAUCACUUGGAUAUCAAUGCCCUAAGAAUUUCAACCCGGCUGACUUCUUUAUCGAACAAUUAGCUGUAAUUCCCGGCAAAGAGAUUGACUGUAAAAUCAAAAUGAAUAAUAUUUGCGACAAUUAUACGACCUCUCAAUUCGCCAGACAUAUGAUAUCCAAAGAGGAGUUGGCCACCAAUGACACCGGUCUCGACACUUUUGAGGGACGCAAACUGUUAACAGAUGUGGUACUCGAUCACUACAUAUACAAGACCUCCUGCUGUCGACAAUUACAGACAGUCUUCUGGCGCUCAAUGCUUGUCAUGAUUAGGGAACCGUCGGUGACUCGCGUGCGACUCAUACAGACAGUGAUAAUUGCGAUGAUGUUAGGGAUAGUCUAUUGGCAGCAGGAGUUGAACCAGAAGUCCAUAAUGAAUAUAAACGGCGCUCUGUUUCUGUUGAUCACAAGCAUGUCUUUCCAGAACACUAUGGCUGUCAUCAAUACUUUCUGUGCGGAACAGCCUAUAUUUCAUAGGGAGCACCACAACGCUAUGUAUAGAGUGGACGUGUAUUUCAUAUCUAAAUCAAUAGCCGAUCUCCCAAUAUUUGCAUUGAUUCCCACUGUGUUUGUGUUAAUUUACUACUAUAUGGUGGGCUUUAACCCGAAAUUCACUGCAUUCCUGAUGGCUAUACUCAUCGCUAUUCUCAUAACACAGUGUUCAGUCUCUUUCGGUUAUUUCAUGUCAUGUGUGACCUCAGAGGCAACUAUGGCCCUGUCCAUUGGUCCGCCACUACUUAUGCCAAUCGUAUUAUUUGGCGGAUUCUUCAUGAAUGAGAGUACAAUACCGGCGGUGUUUGCCUGGAUGAAAUAUAUUUCGUGGUUUUACUACGGCUUCGAGUCGUUGAUUAUUAAUCAGUGGAAGGACUUAAAACUGGAGGACUGUCCCACCGGUGCUAAUGUCACCACAAGGCAACUGGUGUCCGGCCAUUGCAUAGCUAGUGGUAAACAAGUGAUUACAGAAGUGUUUAAUUUCGACGAAAAGCAUUUGAUUAGAAAUAUAUUUCUAUUAAUACUACUAUCAAGUGUGCUCCGGGUCAUGGCAUUCAUUGCCUUAUUUGUGAGGUCCAGACAGAGAUAA